UAACUCUAACAUUAUCUCUAAAACUCAACCUAGUAAUCUUAUCAACAAUCAACACCAAGAUAUUAAUUCUAAAGAACAACAAAUUAGGACUCUUUUUCCAAAAACCAACCAAAAUAAUAACAAUAUUAAUAAUCAACCUCCAACUACUAACAACGACCAAAACCAAAACUAA
This is a messenger RNA of Dentiscutata heterogama, 172 nucleotides long. The record is from the annotation of a GenBank genome assembly. Lineage: Eukaryota; Fungi; Glomeromycota; Glomeromycetes; Diversisporales; Gigasporaceae.